AUGGAUAUUUCGAAAUUAAACGACAUGAAUCGUCAAUUUGACGAAAGAUUGAGUGAAUUAAUGUCGCUUAAAGGACAAAAUACUCAGUUUUUCACCAACGAAAGCUAUACUGAGAUGAUUGAAAGAGUUAAAUCUGCAAAAUCAAGGAAGUCGCAUAAAAAACCCGAAGAUUAUCAGCGUUUGCGAAGAUUCGACGUCAUGGCUGUUGGAGAAACAGAGAAAUUGAUUGUUCCAGUCAAAGACAAUAUGAUUAGGUACUACGUGAAAAACAACGAGAUAUUUCAGAUUUUGCAUGAUACCUACCUGAGUGUAGGGCAUGGUGGUAGAAACCGGAUGGAGAAAGAGCUAAAUUUUUGCUAUAAAAAUAUUACGAGGGAAAUGAUUUAUUUAAACCUAUGUGAGAGCUGCGAAAAGGAACGCAGCGUUCCAAAAAAAGGAUUAGUUGUUAAACCUAUUCUUAGCGGCGAAAUGACUGCAAGAUGUCAAGUAGACCUAAUUGACAUGCAGUCACAAGGAAAUAAUCACUAUAAAUUUAUACUUGUAUACCAAGAUCAUCUCACAAAAUUUGUGCAACUCCGUCCGCUCAAGACCAAAACUGCUGAAGAAGUAGCAUAUGUACUACUUGAUAUUUUUACAAUAUUCGGUGCACCAAGCAUUCUUCAAAGCGAUAAUGGCAGAGAGUUUGCUAAUAAAAUUGUUCAGGAAGCUUGUGAAAUGUGGCCCGAAUUGAAAAUUGUACAUGGUAAACCGAGACAAUCUCAAAGCCAAGGGUCAGUAGAGAGAGCAAACCAGGACAUAGAAAAUAUGCUGAGUAUGUGGUUGGAGGAUAACAACAAUAAGAAAUGGUCGGAAGGAUUACGUUUUGUACAAUUAAUGAAAAAUAGAGCAUAUCACACAGGCAUUAACUGUACUCCAUAUGAAGCCAUGUUUGGAACGAAGUUGAAAGUAGGACUUAAAAGUUCUUCUAUACCACAUGAGGCUCUGCUUGAUAUUAAAUCAGAAGAAGACUUGGAGAAACUAUUAUCUACUGAGAGCACUAUUACCGAAAAGAAUCUAGUGGAUUUCACCGAGAAUGAUCAAGAAGAGUCCGCCAAAAAUGAUCAAGUAGAGUCCGCUAAAAAUGAUGGUAUGAAUUUAUUUUCAGCUGGCUCAAGUCAAUUUUCGCCAACUUUUACCGUAGAUGAGGAGUCUGUAAAAACUUCAGAUACAGAUUCAAACCCAAUACCCACAAACGAAAACGAAAACCUGGAGCGCAAAAAAGAAAAUGUUAUGGCAGUUAGGAAACUGGCUUUAAGUAAUUUGCAGAAACAAGCAAAUAAAAUGUUGGAUGUAUCAAACGCUAAAUAUCCCAUGGCUGCAAUUGGUGACAUU
This is a messenger RNA of Anoplophora glabripennis (Asian longhorned beetle), 1371 nucleotides long. Its product is annotated as KRAB-A domain-containing protein 2-like. Gene Ontology annotation, biological process: DNA integration. Gene Ontology annotation, molecular function: nucleic acid binding. The transcript has a single exon. Lineage: Eukaryota; Metazoa; Arthropoda; Insecta; Coleoptera; Cerambycidae. The record is from RefSeq and is a predicted model, not a curated record. The annotation marks the transcript as partial.